CAAACCCAGAACCCUCCCGUCCGGAUAAAAUUCUCACUAGCCGUUCGAUCUCAACUCCCUCCUCUCUCCAUAGCCAAAACGCAGAUAGAGUAUAGUUUUCUGGUGCUCUGCGAAUCCUUCAAUCUCAAUGGUUUUCGCGCGAAUCUGAUGACUUUAAUAUUGAGUACUUAAAAUGGACGGUCUCGCGCUUACUACCUCCUUCUCCAUCAAUCGCUCCCAUGUCGCCUCUUUCUCUUCCAGAAGAAUCUUCUUCUCUCGUAACCCUAAGCUUCGGGUUUUUGCCUCCAAAGACGAUCCUAAGUUCGAUAAAUGGGACCAAAUGGAGCUCAAGUUCGGUCGUUUGCUCGGUGAAGACCCCAAGCUAACCCUAGCCAAGAUAAUGGGUAGGAAAUCAAAUCCUGAUGUCACUCCUCUCGAAAUUGAGAAAAAAUUUCACAAGAAACAAGGUAAAUUAGCUGAUGCAGAAGUACCGGACAUUGUGUUUGAUGGGUCUGAACAAGGGGGGUCGCCCAAUUCUUUGAGUGGAUUGAAUUUGGUGCGGCCUGUUCCAAAGAAAGGAAUCAAGUUUGAGGGGGAUGAUAAAUUGAAUGAGAUGAAGAAGCCGAGUCAGCCAGCUGGGAAGGCAGUACAGAAUACUAAGAAUACUGUUCCUAAUGUUAUAUUGCGAAAACCGACUGUGUUUAAUGAAGAUGAUGUUGAUAGCAAGCCUUCCAGGUUGAGGAUGAAACCAAAUUUGUCUCUGAAAAUGAAGAAAGAAGCGAAGUUCAGUGACAUGACAUUAUUAAGAAAGCCUGAGAAAUUAAGUGCUGACGCAGAGAAUGAAACAAAGCAAGAGUCUUCUGAUGAUGCCAGAGCUAUAGCUACUGAUGAUACUGAAUUGAAAUUGCAAGAGGAAGGAACAGAUGAUAAAAUUAAUGAUGUCAUGCUGAUGAGAAAGCCUGAGCCUACAAUUAUCAGUGCAAACCUUGAUGAGAAACUAGAGCAUUCUGGUGAUGCAGAAGCAAAUAUUAGCAUUGGCAUUGAGGAGGGUAGUUCAUCAGGUUCAUCUGAAUAUACUGGAGCUGCUUAUUCCAUGAAUAAUGAUAUUGAGGAAUCUCCAGAAACUAGGGAUGAUUUAUUCUCAAUGGGACCUGAGCUAGUAGAUAACUCCAUAAUUGGAUUACAGCCACUUGAGCAUAGUGAUAUCAUUGAUAUGGGACCUGCUAAAGUGGAAACUUCUGCAAGUGAACCAUCAAAUUCAAAAUCAGUUGACCCGAAAGGCAAGUUGUCUAUGGAAGCUGCGCUGCAAGGAAAACCAAAGAGGUUAGAACAAUCUGUAAAAGAAAUGUCAAAUCUGAGUCAACCGGAAACAGUGCUUGCGAAUCCUGAGAGUUAUUGCAAUUCUGUUGAGCUUGAGAAUUUCCUUGCAACAUCAUCUUUGAAGGAACAUGAAGAUACAGACUGGUCAAGGGCAGAAGAUCUGGUUAAGACUGGAGGAAGGGAAGAAGUAGAGUUGAUAAGCUCUAGCACCAGAGGCUUUGUUGUAUCUUUUGGCUCUUUGAUAGGAUUUUUGCCAUAUCGUAAUCUUGCUGCUAAGUGGAAGUUCUUGGCCUUUGAGUCAUGGUUGAGAAGGAAAGGUUUAGACCCAUCAAUGUACAGGCAAAAUCUAGGUAUUGUGGGAAGUCAUGAAGUUGCGAACAAUCCUUCUCCUGAUGCAAACCCAGGUCCAGAAAUACAUAAACAGCUCGAGGGAGAAAUUUCACCGAAUAUGAACUUGGAGGAUCUUCUUAGGAUUUAUGACCAAGAGAAAAUCAAAUUCCUGUCAUCGUUUGUUGGUCAGAAAAUCAAUGUGAAUGUGGUAAUGGCUGAUAGAAAAGCUAGAAGACUAAUAUUCUCCGGGAGGCCAAAGGAAAAGGAAGAAAUGGUUGAGAAAAAGAAAAGUCUCAUGGCAAAACUUAGCAUUGGGGACAUUGUGAAAUGUCGCAUAAAAAAGAUUACUUACUUCGGUAUUUUUGUUGAGGUUGAAGGAGUACCUGCACUGGUUCACCAGACUGAAGUGUCAUGGGAUGCAACUCUGGAUCCUGCAUCAUAUUUCAAAAUUGGUCAGAUUGUUGAGGCAAAAGUCCACCAAUUGGAUUUUUCUCUUGAACGCAUUUUCUUAUCAUUAAAGGAGAUAACGCCAGAUCCACUAAUCGAGGCUUUGGAGUUUGUAGUUGGUGAUAAUCCCUUGGAUGGGAGAUUAGAAGCAGCACAAGCAGAUACUGAGUGGCCUGAUGUGGAAUCACUCAUCAAAGAACUGGAACAGAUUGAGGGGAUCCAGUCUGUAUCAAAAGGCCGAUUUUUCCUGAGCCCUGGUUUAGCUCCCACAUUUCAGGUUUACAUGGCAUCCAUGUUUGAGAAUCAAUACAAGUUACUUGCACGAUCUGGAAACAAAGUACAAGAGGUGAUAGUUGAAGCAUCCUUGGGUAAAGAAGACAUGAAAUCUGCAAUUCUAACCUGUACCAAUAGAGUGUAACAAUCAUAUAUUGUUCACUGGCUCAUGGAAAUGUUCUCUACACUCCUGGUUGACCAUUUUGAACCCGUCCUCCAUGUUGCGAACUUGGCACCACAGGCUCAACCAGGGCUAACCCCUCGAGAUACUUAUUUCCUUGGAUUGAUUUCUUUUCCUUGUUUACGCCGGUAACUUCAUACAAAUUCAUUCGUGCUGUUGCGGAAAAUAAUUUAAAUAUGAUGAUAUAUUGUAUUUAUUUAAUUGUUAGGGGCACAAUUGUACAAACAGUAGUAGAGUUGAUGAGCUAGCAAUUUGUGCCUAGCAUCUGAAAAAGGGUAAAUCAAUAUAUUGUAUUUAUUUGCGGCCUUCUUGGUUUGAGGCCUCUGAAAAAAUUGGCUGCUAUUAUUCAUUGGGGUAUGAGAAUUUCUGUUCAGGAUCA
This is a messenger RNA of Vitis riparia (riverbank grape), 2909 nucleotides long. RefSeq lists its product as uncharacterized. Lineage: Eukaryota; Viridiplantae; Streptophyta; Magnoliopsida; Vitales; Vitaceae. Bases 173 to 2494 code for a protein of 773 amino acids. Gene Ontology annotation, molecular function: nucleic acid binding. The record is from RefSeq and is a predicted model, not a curated record. The transcript is spliced from 14 exons.